Paramuricea clavata is the source of this 615-nucleotide messenger RNA. The record is from the annotation of a GenBank genome assembly. NCBI's taxonomy places the organism in Eukaryota, Metazoa, Cnidaria, Anthozoa, Malacalcyonacea, Plexauridae.
AAACAUAACAUCCGGUUUUUCACGACGCAAAACGAGACCAAGUCAUCGAUUGUCGAAAGGUUUAAUCGUACGCUCAAGACGAAAAUGUGGAAAUACUUUACAGCGAAGAACACGCUCAAGUACGUGGACAUUCUCCAGAAACUGGUAAAAUCUUAUAAUCAUUCGAGACAUCGUAGUAUUGGUAUGAGGCCUGUUGAUGUAAAUGAAGACAACGAGAGCAUUGUGUGGCAAAAACGUUAUGGAGAAGAGUCAGACAAACCCGUUCGGUUUAAGUUUAACAUUGGCGAUCAAGUACGAAUCGGCAAAGCAAGGCGCACAUUUAAGAAAGGAUACUUACCUAGUUGGACCGAGGAAGUGUUUACGAUAACCAAACGUGUUCUUCGACGACCACCCGUGUACAAGAUCGCUGAUUUUGAUGACGAAGAAUUGAAAGGAACAUUUUACGAACAAGAGCUUCAAAGAGUGAAUAAAACAGACAGUGAUUUUUAUAGAGUCGAAGAAGUACUUAGAUCACGCAUGCGUAAUAAACGUAAAGAGUAUUCUGUAAAAUGGCUGGGCUACUCCGAUAAAUUUAAUUCUUGGGUACCAGCAGAGAGUGUAAAAGAUAUUAAAUAA